AUGGCAGACCCGACGCUAUACCUAUACACUUCGCUUACGGCAGGCUCGUCACAUAUCAUAACGGCUACGUCCCGACUUGAAACCAUCCUGAAGGCCAACAAGAUCCCUUUCCGGGCCUUAGACGUCGCUACUGACGAUAAAGCGCGGAGUCUUUGGGGAAGAAGAUCACGAGGUAGGAAACUACCGGGUCUGGUCAAGUUCGGGCAAGUCAUAGGCGACCUGGAUCAGAUCGAAGAAUGGAACGAAUUCGGCGAGCUACACGAGCAGAUCGAGUCUGCGGACGACUUCCUCGACGGCUCAGCCGCACCAGUCAAUCCCAACGCAAUCUCUCUGCGACCAGAGCCUGCUCCUGGAGUCGCAAAUCAAUUGACACCCAUUCAGCCAGCCCCUGGCGGUAUUAAAAAAGAUCCAAAAGCUACAUCAGCAACCUCAUCUCUGGCCUCGUCGGAGACUCGACACAUUUCGAUAACAGAGCCAACAGCCCUAGAACGAGAAGGACGGAGUCCAAUAGCAACCCCUUCAGAGAAUCCCAUGACUAUGACUAUGCGUCAACUAGGGGCAGAAGCUGCUGCAAGAGCCAAAGACAGAAAGACUUCUGGAGCAAUACCAAAGUCCGUCCCUGUCAGCAGCCCAUCAGCCAAGUCAGACAUACCUCUUUCUCCGCCUGCAGCCACUACAGACGCGAAGGAGCGGGAGGCAAGUGAUCCAAGUCAAGCCCCGGAAGUGACUGCAGCAAAGGCUCCAGCGCAAUUGGCCGCCGAGGGAGUGAAGAGGACCAGCGUGGACAAGAUCGAGGCGGCAAGCGCAUCAACAGGCAAUACAACAACAUCCACAUCAAUCGAUUCAGACGCCAGGAAAGACUCCGGACCAACAAGUCCCGGCACAGCAAGUACUGAAGAGCAGCUCCUCAAUCUGCGGAGGCAGAGUACGCAGACUGCUGUGCCAUCCAAGCUUGCAGAGUCCGUCAGUGCAGCUCCUGAAGGUGAACCAACCGAGAACGAAACCCCUGCGUCUGAUGCUAUACCUAAGACAGACGAAGACCCCAAAAUCGACAGUGAUGUCGAGCCACCUGUUGCGGAAGCCAACACCGAUGCAACACCAGACGGAGGGAGACAAACUUCGUCAGCUCAAACCGCAGAGCCUACCGAUCAAGCCAGCUCCGAUCAGCCGGCCUCUAAAGCCGCGGAAGUCGAUGCCCAUGCUCCAGCAGCUGCGUCACUCAAUGCACCGUCGAGCGACCUGGGAUCAAACCCAGAAGAGCAUAUACGGGACUCGUCAAUCGUGGAAGCAGAUAAGAGCAAGGUCAAAGAAGUCGAGCAGUCCAUCAAGAUAGAUGAGCGUCCUGAGGAGGAGGCCAAAUCCGGCGUAGAAGACUCCACAGAAACCUCCGUGUCAAAGCCAUCUGAAACUCCCAAAGGGUCAUCGACGGAAGUACCUGAGACUGCGUCGAAGACUGUCGAGGACGAGGAGAAGCUGGUAGAGCCACAGAAGGGCGAUGCGAAGGACUCGGAAGCGGCUACGGAGAGUGUGAAAGACUAG
Cyphellophora attinorum is the source of this 1539-nucleotide messenger RNA. RefSeq lists its product as uncharacterized. NCBI's taxonomy places the organism in Eukaryota, Fungi, Ascomycota, Eurotiomycetes, Chaetothyriales, Cyphellophoraceae. The transcript is spliced from 2 exons. Gene Ontology annotation, cellular component: cytoplasm. The record is from RefSeq and is a predicted model, not a curated record. The coding region runs from base 1 to 1539 and encodes 512 amino acids.